UUCUGGCAGGACGGCUGCCCACACACCCACCCAGCCUCCCCCGAGCAUGGAGCGGGCCUGGAGAUCCAUCGCUGCCCUUUUGGCCCUGGGGUUCUGGGCCUCUGGCUCACUUCAGGAGGGCGCUGGGAACCUUGGCGCUCACUUCAGCAACAAAGUUACACGUCUGUUGACAGAAGAGCCCUUGAGCCCCAAAUGUUUCACCCAGCAGCUGGAAGAUCUGGCCUGUUUCUGGGAGACAUCAGAAUUUCAGAAGGAACAAAAAAACCAGAGCACAUACAGCUUUUGCUACAAGUUUGAGGAAGACAACUCCCUGCAGUCCUGUAAUCUGACUGUGGAGAACACAUCCAAGAAUACAACACGCUACACUUGCUUUUUUCAAAGGCAGGAUAUCUCAGCUUUCAGCCCUCUGGAGAUCAAAGUCUUUGAUGGGCUGUCCCCUAACAGCACCCUCUACACCAGAACGAUAUAUGUGGAAAGACUUGUUUUCCUGGACCCCCCCUCUAACCUGACAGUGCAAUUUAUGGAGUCCCCUGGGCAGCUGAAUGUGAGCUGGCAACCACCUCCCAUUGCAUACAUGGAAAACAGUAUCCGCUAUGAAGUGUCCAUCUCCCCUGAGGGCUACAGACCCCAGCGGGUGGAAAGUACCAGUGGGCAGACAUAUUACCUCUUGAAUCUGAAAGGGGGCACCCAGUACACUUUGGCUGUUCGGGUCAAGCCUAAUGGAGUCAGCUAUGAUGGCUAUUGGAGUGAGUGGUCACAGGAAGUAUCAGUGAUGAUACCAAAUGAUCUGGACCCACUCAUCCUGAUACUCUGUGUCAUUUUGGUUGUGAUUGUUCUGCUUUUGGCUUUCAUCACCCUGAUGUUCAACCGCAGAUUUUUGAAGAAGAAGAUCUGGCCUGUCAUACCCUCCCCAGAGCAUGGAUUCAAAGACCUUUUCACCAUCUACAAAGGCAAUUUCCAGUUGUGGUUGGGGCAUCAGAGCACUUACCUGUGGUGGAGCCAGAAUACCGACUAUCUGGAGGAGCAGCCAUUUUUGGUGGAACUAUUAUCUGAAUGUGAUGGCCACAAAGUGGACAGCCCUCCCGUUCCUCCUCCCCUUCCCCCCAAGGGCUGCACUGUAGUGGAGCUCCCCCAUAUGCCAGAACUGUCCCCAGAUGAUUACCUAGUUCUGGAUGAAGAUGUGGUGCCAUGCUGCUUAGGAAGAGAUGGCUCCCUGUUUUUGCUGGGCAGCAACAGCAGUGAGGAUUCAGACCUGGUGCUUGCUGAAGAAGCAAGAAUUACAGAGCCCAGCCAAGCUUCCUCUAGCUUUGAAUACACUGUGUUUGAUCCCAGUUCUGACAGCCUCUCUCCACAGGGCCACCCAGCACAGCCCCAGCUCAAAAGCAGCUACCAGAUGGUAUCUGACUCGGGGAUCUCUGCUGACUACAGCCUUAUAGACUCCAACGCUGGCCCCACCAGCCUUUACACCAACCUCUGUGAUAGACCACCACCACCCUUUCUGCCUGCCUACAUUGCGUGCUCAUAGCUUUAGCAAGCAUGGAACCAGUCAACACACGAGAAGAACUGAGGCAGAAAGGUACCAGCCCAGCUGCUCAGUACUGUCUUCUUUCUUCCCAGGAGAAGAAGCUACAGUAGUGGAAAAAGCCAUGGAUCACCACAACAGCUCUGGCUGGCCAAGCUGCUCCUGUAGGAGGAAAAGUGGUUUACAAAACGGAUGGGGAAGAGACGGAAUGGAUAAAAGGCAGGCAGCAUAUUUGCCUCCAUGAUUAUGCAUUGAACCUAUCGACACUACUUUUUGACCAUGACCUUGUUUGUUCUCACACAGACAAGCCUAUUCUGCGAAGCUGUUAAUUGGUAACUGUAAUCAAGAGGUAUUUUGGGGUAUGGUGCAGGAGCUUUCCUGCCAGCAGUAACUAUCAGCCCCAACACUCCAUGUCAAGAUUGGAUGACAUUCUCUUGAUGUCACCUCAAAGAGUAGGGAGUGGAGUGUACAGUUUUCUUUGCUUCCGUCUUUGUCUUUCUAUGUUCUUGGGUGAAACUAAUUACCUUUUUUAAAAAAUAAAAAAUCUAUUUUCAUGAUGCAUUAUGAAAACAGUUGUUUUAAAUACACCAUCUGGCCUGGGCUUGGAGACUCUGCAGGAUUAUUUCCAGCACCAGAAAGGGAGCAAAAUUCAGGGACUGGAGCAGGAAUUCUUAAAAAUUCAGGACGUCUGGAGUUUCAGUUCAACUGCAGUUCACUCGAUGGCCUUUGCUUCCCCAACUGCAAAAACGGAUUUUAAAAAACUGGCUGAAAUGCUAAGGAAAUAUCUGAUAGACAGAAUGCCCCAAUUAUCAGAUUUUUAGAGCACUGCUUUGGUAUUCCAUCAAGUGUUUACUGUCACUGUACAUGGGCUGUUUAGAAAAUUACUGUUAUUUGUCCUUGCAAGGAUGACUUGCGAUGUUCAUGCUCCUCUGAGCAAGAUCCUAGACUCUGCUUGUGUUGAGUUCCUUCAAAAUCAGCAUACUGGAUUGAAAUCACAGGUGUUUCAGACCAAGAUUUUAAGUCUCAUGGAUAUUAGACUUAACGUACAUAGUGUUUUUUGUAAUUAUUAUGAUAAUUUAGACUGGAAA
Python bivittatus (Burmese python) is the source of this 2610-nucleotide messenger RNA. It is a transcript of the gene EPOR, whose product is annotated as erythropoietin receptor. Gene Ontology annotation, biological process: cytokine-mediated signaling pathway. Lineage: Eukaryota; Metazoa; Chordata; Lepidosauria; Squamata; Pythonidae. The record is from RefSeq and is a predicted model, not a curated record. Gene Ontology annotation, molecular function: cytokine receptor activity; protein binding. Gene Ontology annotation, cellular component: membrane; external side of plasma membrane.